Molecule: messenger RNA, 757 nt
Organism: Prorocentrum cordatum
Lineage: Eukaryota; Dinophyceae; Prorocentrales; Prorocentraceae
Source: the annotation of a GenBank genome assembly
UUUUGCCCGAGUCAAGACUGCGACCUUUCCUUUUCCACCCUACCUGAGCUAUAGGCACAUUUCCGCAAACACUCACCUCGCAGUCCCUCGGCCGUACGUUGUGGAUGAACUCCCUACCAAGCUUUGGCGAGCACGCAAGCGCACCGGCAGGCGCCUCACCUACGUCGAAGCAGCGACGUCGAGGAGGGCAACGUGUCGACCAGCAGACUGGCACCAAGAGCAGCAAGCUACUCGACCUGGGCGCUAUCCAGCAAAAGGACACGGAGAUGAAAGACAUUCAGGAUAUGCUCCCCAUCGUUACGCAAGUGCUCCUCAGUGUGGCGACGAGGCAACGCCAGACCGAAUCCAUCCUGAACAAGACUUAUCUCAUAUCUCCAGGCGCGACAAGCGUCGUGGCGAUCAAGGCUCGGGUUCUCGCAUGUCCGCGCGUGGGUUAAAAAAAGGCAGAGGAGACCCGCAGCAGUACGCCCCAGCUUCUGAUCGACGCGGAGAUGGCCAAGAUCGGUACGAUAAACACCGCGGCGUUCUCGGGCCUCCCUCGGGCCUCCUCGAAGGUCACAGUCAGGAAGGAAGACGCAGCCGUCGGCGGAUUCAACCAGCAGAACCUGAAGCAGAUGAACGACAAGAAGACAUCAAGCAGAUCAUCGAGCUCAUCCCGCUCGUGAAGGCGAGCGACGGUGCGAACCUUGUCUCCGGGGGCGUAGGUCGGCUCCUUGCGGGGCGCGAUCCCUGUGAGGCAUGUGCCGGCAAGGGCGGG